Messenger RNA from Populus euphratica (Euphrates poplar), 810 nucleotides. Its product is annotated as extensin-like. Gene Ontology annotation, biological process: plant-type secondary cell wall biogenesis. The record is from RefSeq and is a predicted model, not a curated record. The transcript has a single exon. The coding region runs from base 1 to 810 and encodes 269 amino acids. Lineage: Eukaryota; Viridiplantae; Streptophyta; Magnoliopsida; Malpighiales; Salicaceae.
AUGGCUUAUCCAUACUAUUCUCCUCCACCUCCUUCGCCACCCCCACCACCACCAACCUCACAAGUAUUGUGUAAUCCUAUAAAGACAUCACCUACACGCCCAGCACCAGUGCCCUCUCCCUAUAAGCCAGGUCCACCUCAACCAUUAAAACCACCAAGCUACGCUCCUGGUUCAGCUCCACCACCGAAACUAGCAUGGGCACCCUCUCCUGACAAGCCAACUUCACCUAAACCCCCACACGCAACACCACCAAGUUACCAUGUUUCACCUCCAACCCCAUUAAACGGUCCAGUUUCACCACCUAAUAAAUUACCACCAUAUACAACUCCACCACAAUAUAAUAUCCCACCACCACCUAAACCUAGCUCAGCCCCACCAGUAUAUGCUGCACCCCCAACUUUUAACUCGGUGCCACCAUCGUCAAAUGUUGUAUCACCGCCUCCUGGAGGCAAUCACACCACUGUCAUUGUCGUGUGCGUUUCGCUUGGUGGGGUGUUCUUCCUUGCAUUCCUUUUGAUUGGCCUCAUUUGUUUGGCUAAGAAAAAGAAGAAACCAGUUAUGGUUCCUGCAGCUCCAGUUUGUAUUGAAGAACAUGUAGUAAUUCAAGAAACCAUUGCUACAGGACAAAGUGAAGAAGAAACUGCGACAGUGUCUAUGGAGGAUGAUGUGCGUAUUCAUGGAGUUUUAGGUGUUGUUGGUUCUAGUAGUAGUUCGAAUACGAGUUCUCCUAGUGGCCCUUCUUCUCCUUCUGAAUCAGGCCGGCAACCCAAAGGUCCAAGUCAUGGUCAAGGCUACUACGGUCAAUAUUAA